Choloepus didactylus (southern two-toed sloth) is the source of this 1411-nucleotide messenger RNA. It is a transcript of the gene SCGN, whose product is annotated as secretagogin, EF-hand calcium binding protein. The record is from RefSeq and is a predicted model, not a curated record. Gene Ontology annotation, biological process: regulation of presynaptic cytosolic calcium ion concentration; regulation of long-term synaptic potentiation. Bases 137 to 967 code for a protein of 276 amino acids. The transcript is spliced from 11 exons. Lineage: Eukaryota; Metazoa; Chordata; Mammalia; Pilosa; Megalonychidae. Gene Ontology annotation, cellular component: dendrite; nucleus; cytosol. Gene Ontology annotation, molecular function: calcium ion binding.
AUCCCCGAAGAGAAUCGGAGAGAGAAAGAAGCAAGCGUGGGAGUCAGAAAAUAUCGUGAAAGAGUCAUUACCAAAGUUCUCUAGGUGUUCCGUCUUCCUCCUUGCUGGUCUGUGCCUGAGUCUUGUGAUCAAUACCAUGGACAGCGCCCGCGCCGUGACUCCAGGGCGCCUGGACGCAGCGGGAUUCUGGCAGGUCUGGCAGCGCUUUGACGCGGAUGAAAAAGGUUACAUAGAAGAGAAGGAGCUUGAUGCUUUCUUUCACCACAUGUUGAUGAAACUGGGUACUGAUGACACCAUCAUGGAUGAAAGUCUGCAAAAGGUGAAACAGCAGUUUAUGGCUUCCUACGACAUCUCUAAGGACGGUCAUGCACAGAUGAAAGAGCUUUCCAGCAUGUUCUUGUCCGAGGAUGAAAACUUUCUUCUGCUCUUUCGUUGGGAAACCCCCUUGGACAGCAGUGUGGAGUUUAUGCAGAUUUGGCGCAAAUAUGAUGCUGACUGCAGUGGCUUUAUAUCAGCUGCUGAGCUUCGAAACUUCCUCCGAGACCUCUUCCUUCACCACAAAAAGGCCAUUUCCGAGGCUAAGCUGGAAGAAUACACUGGCACCAUGAUGAAGAUCUUUGACAAAAAUCAAGAUGGCCGGUUGGAUCUUAAUGACUUGGCAAGGAUUUUGGCUCUUCAGGAAAACUUCCUUCUCCAAUUUAAAAUGGAUGCUUGUUCCACUGAAGAAAGAAAGAGGGACUUUGAGAAAAUCUUUGCUCACUAUGAUGUUAGUAAAACUGGAGCCCUGGAAGGCCCAGAAGUGGACGGGUUUGUCAAAGACAUGAUGGAACUUGUCAAGCCCAGCAUCAGCGGGGUGGACCUUGAUAAGUUCCGGGAGAUACUCUUGCGUCACUGCGAUGUAAACAAGGAUGGAAAAAUUCAGAAAUCUGAGCUGGCUUUGUGUCUUGGGCUGAAAAUCAACCCAUAAUUCCCAGGUUACUUUGCCUUUUGCUCUUAUUGUGUUCCUGUACCCCUGCUGGUAAAAUUGUAUCUGUGCUGUGCUGUUGGUGGACAUAGUGGGCAAACCUUCUAACAAAGGGUGUGGUAUUCUUGGGCAAGGGCAGGAAAGCUAAGGCCUCUCUUCCCACGGAUGGUGGAUGGUGUGUUCCCGCCUCACUGAAAGCUCCCCACGCAGUGUUUGUGUCGUUUCCCCUCUUGAUCCCUCCCAUCCACACAAAGGCUCAGCUAACGUGAUGAAUCUGCUCUGCUUGUCCUCCCCCAGUCACCAGGCAGGCAGGGGCAGCUGAGUCCAUUCAUCUCGUGCUCUUCUGGUGGGCUUUAUGCUGAAUCUGAAUGGUAUGUGAUAUCCGUGGCAGUUCAUGACAUCUAUAAAUAGAUUUUGAUGUUAAAUAAAUGUGUAGCUGGAAACAAA